AGAGGCGGUGGUGUGUUUAGGGUUUUUUUUAAAAGCAAAGCCUAUCGCGAUUGAUCGAUCGAGAGAGAGGGAGAGGAAGAGAGAGAGAGAGAGAGAGAGAGAGAGAGAGCGCCAUGGAGGAGAGCUUCGAGGUGCGCGUGAAGCGCCUCUUCGGCUCCCGCCUCUUCGAAACCGUGCCCGGGAACUCCUUCCCGGCCUCCUCCUGGUCCGUCGCCGACGGCGAGGUCGAGCGCCGCGAGUGGAACCGCGGCGGCGGCGGCGGCGGCGGCGACGACGCCGGAGGCGGCGCCGCCGACCGCGGCGAUGCCCCCUGCUCCGCCGCGUUCGACGACCCCGCGGGGUGCUUCGCGAGGAGGGCGAGGAACCAGCGACGGCGCUCUCGGGGUCUCGGCGCGGACCUCGAAGCCGAUCUCGACGACGUAAACGAUGCGGACGAGGAUGUCGAAGGAGGUGGAGGAGGAGGAGAUGGGGAUGGGGAGGGCGAGGGCGAUGGCGAUAGAGAGGAGAGGGAGAUUCGAUCCUCUGUGGGGCUCGAUCCCACCCUCGAUAACGAGGAGGAGGAGGACGAGUUCGACCGAGCGGCGUUCGGCGCGGAGAGCGCACGCAACCGGCUGUACAUGAGGGAAGUGAAAGACCGCGGCCGCCACAUCAGUAUCCACACCGUCGUCCCCGAGUUGUUCGACGACCCCUUUGAUGACUCCGGCCUUUUCUACAGAGAUCCCCGCGCGGAUCACGAUGCGGCAAAUGUGAGGCUCAUGGAAGACGACAAGUCGGCCGAGAAAGACCCUAGUCUUUCGGUCCACAGCAGUUCACGGCCUAAGAUCAUACCCGAGGACGAAGCCAACUUGAAGCCCAUACUGAAAAGAAAGGAGAAUCGGUCCGACGAGAAGCCGAAGAAGCGCGUUCGAUUUGAUUCCGAGCUUCUCGAAAGGACCGAGCAUUGUAACAACGCGGCGAAAGAAGAGAAUCCCUCCGCGUCCUUGGAACCUUCUAGGGUUCCUGAUUAUAUUCUGAAUCCGUCAAAGUACACGAAGUAUACGCUGGACUCGUCCGACAGCAACGACGACAAAAUGAACAAGCAAGCAUUUGAAGACUUCCGCAAUCUGAUGGACAGAUUAAACCCUAAUAAUAACACCGAGACGCAGCCUGACAUCCCAACCGCAGAACUAACGAAAUCCAUCACCUUUAUUCCUCGAAAGAAAGCUGGCGGCGGCGGCGGCGGCGGCGGCGACGACGCCAUGUGUAUCGAUGAGGCCGCCACUCAUGCCAAAGCAAUAGGCUCAAAAUCGUCGGGCUCUAUGUUCAUCGCCGCGGAGGACGCGCGCGAGGCCGACGUGUGUGAAAUGGAGGAAGACCGAGCCGAAGCUUUGGCCGGAGAAGUCGGCCUUGGUAGCUCGAAGAAAGCGGCCCGGAGGUACCGAGCGAAGCCGGCGGAUGAUUCGGGGUGAUGCAAUUCCUCUUCCAUGAUGUGUGUGUGUGUGUGUGUGUGUGUGUUGUUCCCUUUUGCUAUGUAGAGUAUGUUGUGAUGUUUCUAGAAACUUCUUGCAUGGAGGAUUAUUGGGGAUAUUAUGGUAGUAUGCAACUCUUCCUAGAGUUCAUAAAUGCAUGUUGCUGCUUUACUAAACCUUGUGUAGUAAAAGAUAAGAAGUUUUUGCA
This is a messenger RNA of Ananas comosus (pineapple), 1656 nucleotides long. RefSeq lists its product as uncharacterized. The transcript is spliced from 2 exons. The record is from RefSeq and is a predicted model, not a curated record. Lineage: Eukaryota; Viridiplantae; Streptophyta; Magnoliopsida; Poales; Bromeliaceae. Bases 114 to 1448 code for a protein of 444 amino acids.